Molecule: messenger RNA, 483 nt
Organism: Acanthisitta chloris (rifleman)
Lineage: Eukaryota; Metazoa; Chordata; Aves; Passeriformes; Acanthisittidae
Product: DNA repair protein XRCC3-like
Exons: 3
Biological process (GO): t-circle formation; telomere maintenance via recombination; double-strand break repair via synthesis-dependent strand annealing
Cellular component (GO): Rad51C-XRCC3 complex; replication fork
Molecular function (GO): ATP binding; four-way junction DNA binding; ATP-dependent DNA damage sensor activity
Source: RefSeq, a predicted model, not a curated record
GACGCCUUCCAGAAGUGCAUCACCCAGAGGCUGUCCCUGCUGCUGUCCCGGGGGAUGGUGAGGCUCGUGGUCAUCGACUCCAUCGCCGCCUUGUUCCGCUGCGACUUCGGCGCGGCAGAGUCUGCUGACAGGGCUCGGUAUUUGCAGACCUUUGGGGCACAGCUGCACAGCUUGAGCACCAGAUUCAGGACUCCAAUCAUGUGCAUUAAUCAGGUGACGGAUGCAGUGAGCGAGUUGGAAGCUGCUCCAUGCAGUUGUAGGGCAGUGGGUAGCAGAGUCAUUCCAGCCCUUGGGAUAACCUGGGCAAAUCAGCUGCUGAUGAGACUGAUGGUCAGCCGGAUCUCCCUGCCUGGGCACUCACCUGGAGUGGUGUCACCCUGCACUGCAACUGUGAGGACGUUGAGGGUGGUUUUUGCUCCUCACCUCCCUCCAUCCUUUUGCUACUACACAGUACAAUUGGAAGGUGUAAAAGGAGUGAAAUGA